Molecule: messenger RNA, 3036 nt
Organism: Lepisosteus oculatus (spotted gar)
Lineage: Eukaryota; Metazoa; Chordata; Actinopteri; Semionotiformes; Lepisosteidae
Gene: slc5a9
Product: solute carrier family 5 member 9
Biological process (GO): transmembrane transport
Cellular component (GO): plasma membrane
Molecular function (GO): D-glucose:sodium symporter activity
Source: RefSeq, a predicted model, not a curated record
CGUUCAGCUGGCUUCUACAAUGACUCCGGGAGCUGUUUUUUCCUCUGCCACUCCAACCCCAGAAACAAACAAAACAUUUGCCUUGGAGAUCCCGGAUAUUAUAGUUGUUAUUGUCUAUUUUGUCUUUGUUAUUGUUGUUGGAAUAUGGUCAUCAAUCAGAGCCAACCGGGGAACAGUUGGGGGCUACUUCCUGGCUGGGAGAUCAAUGACAUGGUGGCCAAUUGGUGCCUCCCUGAUGUCCAGCAAUGUGGGCAGUGGACUGUUUGUUGGCCUGGCAGGCACUGGGGCAGCAGGAGGCAUUGCUGUGGGCGGCUUUGAGUGGAAUGCAGCUUGGGUGCUCAUUGCUCUGGGCUGGAUCUUUGUGCCUGUGUACAUCUCUGCUGGUGUGAUCACCAUGCCUGAGUACCUGAGAAAGCGGUUUGGGGGUCAGAGGAUUCGCAUCUAUAUGUCUGUCCUCUCCCUCAUUUUGUACAUUUUCACCAAGAUCUCGACAGACAUCUUCUCAGGAGCCUUGUUCAUCCGGGUCUCUUUGGGCUGGGACCUUUACCUCUCUACAGUAGUACUGCUUGUGGUGACCGCAGUGUACACCAUUGCAGGUGGGCUGGCAGCAGUGAUCUAUACAGAUGCUUUGCAGACCGUCAUCAUGGUGGUAGGGGCAUUUGCCCUGAUGUUCAUAGGUUUUGAGAAGGUGGGCUGGUAUGAUGGACUGCUGGAGAAGUAUGAGGUGGCCGUGCCCACUCUCACUGUGCCCAACGCCACCUGCCACCUGCCCCGUUCUGAUGCUUUCCACAUGUUCCGCGACCCACUAACAGGAGACCUGCCCUGGCCUGGCUUGGUGUUCGGGCUCACAGUCCUGGCAACAUGGUGCUGGUGCACUGACCAGGUGAUAGUUCAGAGGUCCCUCUCUGCAAAGAACCUGUCCCAUGCCAAAGGGGGCUCGGUGCUGGGAGGGUACCUGAAGGUCCUGCCCAUGUUCUUCAUUGUGAUGCCAGGCAUGAUAAGCAGGGCACUCUUUCCAGAUGAAGUGGCCUGUGUGGACCCUGAAGACUGUGAGAGAAUCUGUGGAGCUAGGGUGGGCUGCUCAAACAUUGCCUAUCCCAAACUUGUGGUGGAGCUGAUGCCAGUUGGCAUGAGGGGGCUGAUGAUUGCAGUGAUGAUGGCCGCCUUGAUGAGCUCACUCACCUCCAUCUUCAACAGUAGCAGCACUCUCUUCACCAUGGACAUCUGGAUGCGCUUCCGCCCCCAGGCCUCUGAGCGAGAGCUCAUGGUCGUGGGCAGGGUAUUCAUCUUGGUGCUGGUGGCCCUCAGUAUCCUCUGGAUUCCCAUCAUUCAGGCAGCCAACAGCGGAAAGCUGUUUGAUUACAUCCAGUCCAUUACCAGCUACCUGGCACCACCCAUCACUGCCCUUUUCAUCAUGGCUGUGUUCUGGAAACGUGUCAAUGAGCCAGGAGCCUUCUGGGGCCUGAUGGUGGGUCUGGUCAUUGGAUUGGUCAGGGUAUUCUUGGAGUUCAUGUAUGGAGCUCCCCCCUGUGGUGAGAAGGACCAACGGCCUGCAAUUGUGAAAGACAUCCACUACCUGUACUUUGCCCUGAUCCUUCUGGGUCUCACUGCCGUGGUCAUCACUGUAGUGAGCCUUUGCACUCCUCCUAUUCAUGACCAGCAUCUCAUUCGAUUGACCUGGUGGACAAGGGGGAGUCAGGCCCCCCGCAUUGACCUGGAAGACCCCUGGGCUCCGGUUUCGACCCCUGACCCCAGCAGGCCCUCUUUAGAGGACAAAGAGUCACCUCAGGGAACAGCAGACGUGUCGUGCUGGAAGAGAGUGGGCCUGUGGUUCUGUGGCCUAUCCAGUAGUCAGGCCAAACCCCAGGUGAGCCUGGAUGAGAGACAGGUCCUGGAAAAGAAGCUUACCAGUAUCAGGGAGGACCCUGUCUGGAGAAAUGUCUGCAAUGUCAAUGCCAUCAUCCUAUUGACUGUUAAUGUCUUCCUGUGGGGAUACUUUGCCUGACCAUCGCCAACAUCCCAGCACUCCAAAAAACAGAGAACUUUAUGUCUUGACUAACUUUUUCUGCUUACAGUAUGCAAAACAUUGUUUUUCUGUUCAAAAGAACAAUGCAGAGCUGUGUCAGUUUGGACUUUAUAACAGAAUUGUGAUGAGUCAGACAUGAACCUUGUCAUGCUUCACUGGACAAGUCCAAACAUGAGCCCUAUCCAGCAGUUUGUCCCAAACUGACAUUCCUCUGACAUUAUACUACUGAAUGUUUCCUCUCCUUUAAUUUACAGUGUUUUUUUUCAUUGAGAAACAUAUUAAAUCCACAUUUAUAUGUGGAGUUUUUAGAUUUUUGUUGGUACUCUGAAAACAGAAUUACUCAAUCUACAGUGCCCCAAAGGUAUUACUGCAAUGAAAUGUGUAAACCGAAUAUUUAAAGCAGUAAAUGUAUGCAGAAUACAUUAAAACUGUAACUUGCUGUUCUUCAUUUGUCUGGCCUGCCUUAUUUGUAUGGCCUGCUAUUGUUUUGCAUCUAAUGAAAACUCACCAAAUUCAGAAAAGGAAUAGAAGAUUUGAGAAAAAAUGAGUAGCAAAGUUUUUAGAAUUUUAGAACACGAAAAGGUUUUAAAAUUUGUCAGAGAUCACAGGGAACCUUGUUUGGUUAAUAUUCCAGUUGCCUUUAUCUUCUUUUACAAAACAUUCCCAAAUUUUGUGUUAUCCUGAAGCGCUUCAAUUUUUUUUGGAAUAGUCAUGUCUCUGGCACAGGUACCCUCGACAAACAUGGAGAAAAUUCUAGAUUGUUAUAGAAAAUAACAAAAACAAUAUAUAGUACAGAUUAAACAUAUUUUGAUUACAUACUGCUGAUUUAUCAAUCAGAUAUGAAUUAAACAUUUUAAACAUUUACAAAGAAAUAGCAAAGUAUUUUCAAAGUUCGUAAAAAUGUAGUUUUUACAGCUGAAUUGUAUUAGAAUGAACAGUAGAUGGCAUCAUUGUCCUAAGUUUCAUAUUUGUUUCAUUAGCACCGUAUUAAAGGAAGAGGUUAUUCUCGA